CGGUCAGACCGGCUCGCACGCUCCAGCCUCAGCUCCUCUCUCCUCGCUCGCUGUCUCUCGUCGCUUCCCCCUAAUCGACCGUGAUCGUCACAGCCACUUUACUCUCGUCGACGGUGAUCGUGGUUCCUCGUCUCAUCGCCAUGCACGUCAGGACGACCGUCUUGCUAGCAGUGUGCGGAGUGCUGGCGUUGCUCUCGUCGCAGCCGGCAGCCGCCCAGCAGCAGUCCCUCCUGCAGUACCUCAUGACGACCCUGAACCCCUUCCGGAACGGUAACGGGCAGUCGGGCGGCCAAUACGGCGGCGGAUCCAUAUGGGACCGCGUCUCCGGCUUCUUCUCGGGUCUCUUCAACCGCAUGAGCCAGGCCGGGAACUUCAACGGCGGCGGCCUCGGCAGCGGCCUUGGCGGCACCCGGCUCGGGAACAUCCUGAGCGGCGGCAACGGCGGCGGCAGCGGCGGCAACGGCGCCUACCCCAACGCCUACGACGGCAAGACGAGACCCACGCGGGCCGACAACCGGAUCCGACCGCAGCAGUAG
Darwinula stevensoni is the source of this 536-nucleotide messenger RNA. NCBI's taxonomy places the organism in Eukaryota, Metazoa, Arthropoda, Ostracoda, Podocopida, Darwinulidae. The record is from the annotation of a GenBank genome assembly.